GAGGGAGGGAGGACAAACCAGUGUGGCAGGUUUGUGUCACUGUACACAGUCCAUCAUGCAAAGCUGAUGGAAAGCAAAGCGGACAGAGGGAGAAGCAGAGCUGCGAGCUGAUGUCAUUACAGCACAAUGGCGGAGGACGAGAAGAGACGUUUCACGUAGAGCAGGCAGUGGAAGCCAUUGACUGAGGUCGACCUGAGGAACCGAGGACUCCUGAAGACAAAACAGCCAAGAGCAAGGACAGAGCUCGGAACAAUCAGGAAUACAAACCAUUUAAAAGGAGCUGUGAGAGGAAUACAACUGUGCCAAUCUUUGACUGUUUUUCUUUUUUUGUUUGUUUGUUUCUUUUAACACACUCAGAGCUAAAGCAUCAAAAUAAACCGCCUCAAGAGCACAGUCUAAAAGACACUCGGAAUCUCUUAAAUAUCAGUUUUUCUCUUCUGGUCUAUUUUGGUAAUCGGAAUUCAACACGAGGUCAUCACCUUGGUUUUUACUCUCAAACAAUGGACUUGUCUUUGCUUCCUUCUGCAGUGAGUCAGUACAAGCAGAGGUCAAGGCCUCACUUCACUGUCCGCUCAGCCAGCUCUCCCUCAUACAGCCUCAAUCGCAGGCCAGGUCUGAGGAAGAGGGAGACUGCCGUGGAAAGUGGAGGAAGUGGGAGAUAUGGAUCAGGUGUUACUAUAAAUCCAAGAAACACAGAAGACACAACCUCUGCCGUCAGUACCGGGAGUCACAGACAUGUCAAAGAUCAGUGUGAGGAGAGGGAACCAUCAGGCGAUACGGCGACUGUCGGGCUGACACAAAAUAUCACAGCAGACCAAACAGUUCCAGAAACUUCCACUGACCAGAGUGAAAACCUUCCACUGGAAAUUCGGGGGAGAACAGAAUUAAAGAGAAGCAACCUUGUAAACAGAAGUAAGAGUGUAGACUGGAGAACGAGGGAGAAAAGCCCUGAUCGCAGCACCAACGCUGACAUCCCUGCACUGUCACCCAAAAGAGACACGAUCAUGUGUAGAAGAGCCUCAAGCGUGAUGGAAAGAAGGAAUGAAGUUGAAGAGCACAUUGCAGGAAGGGCUCACGUGAGCCCUACUUUUCCAAAGUGUGGCUCAAAUUCCCUUCCUUCCAGGUGGAGGUCCCUGACUACGCCUGACAGCAAGAACACAAACAGACAUCCUUCACUGGAGCUCACCAGUGGUCAGAGCAUCAUCGAGCGAAUAGAGAAGCUCCUCUCUUCAGCAGGGCUGGGUAAAACUGAAGAGGAUAACUCAGUGUCUGACUCCUCAACGGAUUCUCAACAGAAGUAUGGCAAAACAGCAGGGGGCACCUUUCCCAGGCGUUUCUCUGCAGGAGACUUCAAUUGUCCCGUGAGAAGCUGGAUGCCACCCAUCUGGACUCAGAAAGAAAAUAAUAAGACUUUACCUUCACCCCCGAGAAGCUCAUCUCAAGAGAGACCACUAGGAAGUCACUGGCAGGGGCAGGCUUGGACCAAGCAUACGGAUGGAGGCGGAGUCACCUGGAGAAAGGGGUUUGUGGAUUCAGGUACGAGAUCCCUGGACAGGGCCAGGAGCAAAAACACUAUUGCAGCUCAGAUAAGAGCAGCCAGGGCUACAGCGGGGAUUUCUUCGACUCAACAGCCAAAUGACCUAUCAGGAGAGGCGUCUCACAGCGAUCUAGCAAACAGACUAAGAGAAAGGAGAGCCAGCGGAAGUAAGAUUGACAGCUGGGUACAUUUUGGAGAUGACAAAAGAGACAGCUAUAGAUUAAAUGGGGUGAUGAAAGAGAGAAUUGGAAGAGUUAGAGAGGAGCAUAAAGAGAGCGAUGAGGACAUGAAAGAGAGAAACGAACUAAAGAGCAGUACUCUUGAUGAAGUGUUUGAAACCUCACAGAAGAUAACUCUGAAAGUGUUCGAGAGGAAAAAGCUGUCCGAUAAAUUGCCGGCUGCCUCGUCAGCCAGUGUGAAAAAUAAGAUUAAUCAGUUUGAGGCACUGACACAGAAUGCUCAAGGUUCAGAAACAAACCAAGUCUGGAUGUCGAGAAGAACCUACUCGGUGCCAGCACAACUCAGCAGGCUUCACGAUGGAGUGAAAAAGAGCACAUCUGCAAAAGACAUCGAUGGACUGAGACACAGAUCAGAGGGACUGAAAGAGGGAUGUGAGGCAGGUGGAAGAUCAAUGAGAACUACAACAAAGUUUGCAACGGGAAGAUCCUUAUCAGUAGAUGAGGUUGGACUAAAACUAAUGCAGAAAGAGUCCGGAGAGAGAGAUGCUGCAAUGGAAGUGGAAGGCAAUGUUUUUGACCAUUAUUCCAAACUCAAAAAUACACUAGAAAUACCUCUGAAUGAAGGAGCUCAAAGAAAACGAAGACAGUUUUUCAUUGACGAGCAAGAUUUCGUGAAAGUGUCGAGUCCUGAGGAGCAAAGCAGAACCAGUGGGACAGCCCAGGACGCACCGUCCUCACAGCCUCCCAGUGACGUCUCAACUGGUGAGAAGAAGAGGAUUUCCUCUGGACCUGCCUCACCAGGUAGUGACAAUGACAAAACCCCAACAAACACCCCUGACCACUCACCGUUCAUACCGCCUCAAACACAACAAGACGCCACUCCCAGGGCAGACAGUCAAAACAAAAGCGCCUUCGUCUUCACACAAGAAACCAACCUUCCAGAUCCAUCAGACACGCCGCCGCUGCCUGGCCCUUUAACCACCUCCUCCCCUGUCAGCCUGCCUGACUUCAUCCCUCCGGAGGUCACAAAGUCCAACCCAAGAGGGAGAAAACAGCUACUCGACUUGGAUGCUUGGAUAACUGGACUGAAUCCAGAGUUCAAGGGCUGGAAUUAUGAUGAGGAGGAUUCCGAUGAAAGUACAGAGAAGGAUGAUGAUUCCAACUACGACUCAGACUCUGGAGAGUCCUCAGUUACGAUCACCAGCAGCCAGUCAGACCGCAAGAGCUUCUCUGUCAACCUUGCAGACCUGUGUAACUUCACUGGAACUGAAUAUGAGUCGGACGACAGUGACGACUGGCAGUCAGUCAGCCGGCGGUCGGCCUCACUGAGCUCCGAUGUGUCGGCUCUGUCCUACGUGUCUCUGAUGCCUGCUGAAGAGCUCGACCAGCUGCUGGAGAACGUCAGGAGCAUUGGAAACAACACAUUGCAGGACUACAAUGAUGUGCAAGUUGUGGUUCUCCAUAAGGAUGUUGGAGUAGGACUGGGUUUCAGCCUGGCUGGAGGCGUGGACCAAAGCAAACCUAUUACUGUUCACAAAGUGUUCCACUCCGGCGUUGCAGCCAAGGAGGGCUCCAUAAGAGAAGGGGACCGUGUGCUGUCGAUCAACGGUACCGCCCUGCAAGACACCGCGCACUGGGAGGCCCUGAGGGUCCUGAGGAGGGCCAAGACUCGGGAGAUGGGAGUGGUGGUUCUGAAGAGGGAUGAUGCCACUGGACCCCCUAAGAGGGGGGUUCAGGGAAAGAGUCAGGCCCCACCGCCAACCCAGUGCCAUUCAGGCCAGCGCGUGUGUGUGCAGCUGCAGAAGAACAGCAGGGACCUGGGCUUCAGCCUGGAGGGAGGGGCAGACUCCAGCGAAGGGAACAGACCGCUCACGGUGCAGAAGGUCUUCCUGGGAGGUCCUGUUGACAAGGUCCAGUCUGGAGACGAGGUCCUGGAGAUUCAGGGCCGAAGCGUGGUGGGGAUGAGGCGCCUGGAGGCCUGGACUCUGAUCAGGACGCUCCCGUCCGGGCCGGUGGACGUGGUGCUGUGCCGCCAUCCUGAAACAUGAGGAUUAUGAUGCGCUUCAUGCCACCGACACUCCAGGGGCGAUGAACGCUCCAACCUCGCUAAUUUGCAACAAUUUAUGAGUCGUUAGAAAUGCAAGACCAAAUAAAAUACACAAAUUAGUGACAACUUUAAAUUUGCAUUACCCUGAAUACGAUGAUCCACAGGACGUUGAUCAAAGUUCACACAAUAUUCUGGAAAACAGCAUUUUCCAGAGAAAAUUAAGAAUGUUGGUGCUUGCAUCUGUUAUGCAACGAAUGCAUAGAUGUUGUUUAACACGUCACAAUAGCUAUGAAGAGUCAGUUAUGAAUUCCUGACUACAGGUGUCCAGGAACACAGAAAUACAGAAGCUGCCAUGUUAAAGGUCCAUUUGCCUGAUGUCUGUAACUCAUGGACACUAAAAAGGUUUAUGAUGAAUGACUAUUAACGUCCGUUCUCUCCCCCUUCCCCCAAAAUGAAAGAACGAAAGAAAAAAAAAAAGAAAAGCAAGAACCCAAUCAAAAUUUAAGAGACACACAGAUAGAUGCACUUUUUUGGAAACUAAUGCAAA
Messenger RNA from Salarias fasciatus (jewelled blenny), 4310 nucleotides. RefSeq names its product PDZ domain-containing protein 2. NCBI's taxonomy places the organism in Eukaryota, Metazoa, Chordata, Actinopteri, Blenniiformes, Blenniidae. The coding region runs from base 501 to 3764 and encodes 1087 amino acids. The record is from RefSeq and is a predicted model, not a curated record. Gene Ontology annotation, biological process: induction of positive chemotaxis; leukocyte chemotaxis. Gene Ontology annotation, molecular function: cytokine activity; CD4 receptor binding. The transcript is spliced from 7 exons.